AUGAGAAAGAGAUGUGUUGCCUUGGGCCAUAUAGAUAGGAGUAGGCCUCUAGUAAAUGAUGAAUUUCAUUUGGUCCAAAUUGAUGAAGUUUGUCUAGAAUCUGAGGCUCUCUGUGAUGGCGAUGGAACUUUUAAGGAUGUUAUCAUAGGCCAAAAGAUUUUGUGGCCGCAACACUCUGUCAAAAUGUCUCAACAUCUAACUACUCCAAAUAAAGACUGGAUGUUUGCACGCAAGGGUUCACCUCCAUGGAUUCAAGGUGUUCAAUAUUUCAUCCAAUUUGCAACAGAGAGUCUUGGUGAAGGUAUCAAAGAAUUUCGUUGUCCUUGCAUGAAGUGUAAGAAUUACAACAGUUUACCAAAAUCUCUAGAUGAUGUACAUGGGGAUAUUCUUGAUUAUGGGUUCGACAGGCAAUACCGAACAUGGAUCCAUCACGGAGAGCAACCUCGUGUGAAUAAUGUUCAAGCUCGUUCUUUACCUGCCAAUAAUGCUAUGAAUCAUGGAGCUGCUGCAUCUUUUCCGAGGAUAUUUGACUUGUUCAAUGAGACACUAGGACGUGUAGACGGUACUGCUGUUGAAGAUGGUACUGUUGUUGAAGCUGGUACUGCUGCUCAAGAUAAGGCUAAUGUGAAUUGCAGGAAGAGGUUGGAGGAUGCAGUCCAACCCUUAUUUCCAGGUUGUGAUGCUGAUCAUACAAAACUAUCAGCAACAGUUGAGUUGCUUAGUAUGCAAGCAAGGUAUCAAUGUUCUGAUGUUUUCAUGACUGAAUUAUUUGGAUAUUUGAAAAUUAUUUUACCAGAUGGGAACACAUUGCCAUCUAAUUGUCGUAAAGCAAAGGACAUGAUUAAGCCAUUUCAGUUGCCGGUCCAUAUCAUCCAUGCUUGCAUUAAUGAUUGUAUUCUCUAUCGCAAGGACUAUGCUAAUGAAGAGAAGUGUCCUAAAUGUGGUGAAAGUAGAUGGAAGAAACCACCCGAAGGGAGUAAUCCAUCAACUAAAAAGGUUCCAGUGAAGAGACUGAGGUAUUUUCCAGUUACAGAAAGGUUGCAGCGUAUGUAUGGUACAACAUGGAUAGCUGAGCUGAUGACAUGGUAUGCUAAGGUUGAAGAAAGUGCUACACAUAUGAGACAUCCGGUGGAUUCGUCACAAUGGAAGUCAAUAGACAUGAAGUGGCCUGAGUUUGCUGAAGAGAAACGAAACGUACGUCUGGGACUAGCAACUGAUGGUUUUAACCCUUUUGGAAUGAUGACCUCGCAUAGUACUUGGCCUGUUAUGCUUACUUGUUAUAACCUUCCGCCAUCUGAAUGCACGUCAAAGGAUUUUACGAUGUUAACACUGCUGAUUCCUGGUCCACUUGGUCCUAACCACAACAUAGAUGUUUAUUUGCAGCCCUUGAUCGACGAGUUAAUUGAUUUAUGGACAGUCGGUAAAGUAACGUACGAUGCGCAUACAAAGACUUCCUUUACAAUGAAAGCAAUGUUAUUGUGGUGCAUACACGACUUUCCCGCAUAUGCUCAUGUUUCUGGUUUGCGAACUUCUGGAAGAUUUGGUUGUCCUGUGUGUGGAGAAAAUACAGAGGCGUUCAGGCUAAAAUGGGGUUCUAAGUAUGCUUAUAUGGGUCAUAGAAGGUUUCUAAGAGAUAGGUUUCACCCUUAUAGACUGAAAACAUCUGAGUUCAACGGAUUUGAGGAGACAAGGGGUGCACCAAGACGUUUGAGUGGUGCCGAAUUAUUCGACAAGACAGCAACCGCAGAUAAAGAGUUUGGGAAGCUGGUCAAGCGGCCGGUCGUACAAAAGAAUUUUACGGAGAAUUUGUUUGGAACUUUUAUGAGCCAUAAGGAUAAGAACAAGGAUGGGAAACUGGCGCGUAAAGAUUUAAAACUGCUAAACUUAAAGCCUUGCUUGUGGUUGACGGAAGAGAAUGGAAAAGUAGAGAUGCCUCAUGCACCUUAUUCUUUGUCUAAGGAAGAAAGGGAAGUCAUCUGUAAAACUCUUAGCACACUUAAAGUUCCAAUUGGUUACAGUGCGAAUUGGAAACGGAAAGUAUGCUUGAAAGACUUCCAAUUGAAGGGUUUGAAGUCUCACGAUUAUCAUAUUCUGAUGCAGGGGUUAAUGCCUAUUUUUAUGAUGCAUUGUUUCAAAGAACAUAAGCCUUUGCGUGAGGCAGUUCGACACUUAUCGUUGUUUUUCAAAGUACUAACUUCCAAGGUUAUUGAUCGUGCUGAGCUUCGUAUAAUGCACGAACGUGUGGUGGAGUCACUAUGUGUGUUUGAAAUGUAUUUCCCGCCUGCUUUUUUUGUUAGUAUGACUCAUGUUGUCGUACACUUGGCAGAAGAGGCACAUCAAUUGGGGCCUGUUCAGUUUAGGUGGAUGUACCCUUACGAGAGGAUGAUGAGGUACUACAAAGUACUUGGUCGCAACAAAAAUUAUGUAGAAGGCUCUAUUACAAAACAGUAUGAGAUUAAUGAAGGAGCGCGCCAUUGCGUCGAGAUACUUCCUGAAAAGAGGCGAAAGUCUCUUAAGUGUCGUGGAAAGAUAUCAAUGCCCAGUGAUGUUUAUGAAGGUCCAUACCCACCUAAUUCACAAGGAAAGCCACAUUCAUUGACCAACGUAGAGCAUGAACAAGUUCGUUUGUGGAUAUUGAGACAUUCAGAUGAAAAUACUGAAUGGGAAGAGAAGUACGAGAUAUAUGUUCGUAAUUUGAACCAAACUCGUACGGGAAGGAUAAAACCUACAGACUACAUUGAAUGGCUACAGAAACAACUUGAAGGCACUCCUAUGACAGAUUUUCGUAGGCUGGCAAUUGGUCCUACCUUCGCUACAAUUUCGUAUAACUCAUAUUUUGUUAAUGGCUAUCUUUUUUACACAGCCGAUGCCGAAAAAAAUUUAACUACACAAAAUAGUGGAGUCACCAUGGAUGCUUGCACCAGCUUCAGAGCAAGUUCCAGAGAUACUAACUUGGUCGAUGACGAUACUACGUACUAUGGCAUUCUACAACACAUACUUGAACUGGAUUAUGGAUUUUUCUCAGAAAUUGUUUUUUACUGUGAUUGGGUGCGAGUCGAAGACAAAGUACAUGGAUCCUAUGUGGAUCCGGAUACAAAGUUGAGGUUUGUCAACUUCAGAAAGUUUAUGAGAAGCUCAAAAGAAGUCGACGAGCCAUUCAUCCAUGCUUCUCAAGCUAGACAAGUUUUUUACUGCAGAGAUGUGACAAGGGAGCACUGGAAUUUGGUUUUGGAAUCUCCAAUAAGAUCAGACCCCAAUAAGAAUGCUUUGGAAGAUCCAUUUGUCUUCACUGCAAAUGCAAAUGAAGCUCCAUCAAUUUUUACAGUUGUUGGAGAAGAUGAGUAUUGGAAUGAAGAAGCUCAGGGGAUGCCUCUUAAUACAGUUGGAAAAGUGUCUAGCACUGAUGAUACUCAUUACUCGAGUUUAAAACUCAUUGGAACGACGUUCUUUGUCGUAUGUGAACCAGGGACACAUCACAUGGAUGCUCUACUUGAUAUCAUUUACGAAGUAUUGGAUAAGUUUAUCGUCAUCUGA
Molecule: messenger RNA, 3534 nt
Organism: Papaver somniferum (opium poppy)
Lineage: Eukaryota; Viridiplantae; Streptophyta; Magnoliopsida; Ranunculales; Papaveraceae
Exons: 10
Coding region: 1-3534 (1177 amino acids)
Source: RefSeq, a predicted model, not a curated record